UUCGAUGCUAAUGUCGUGUAACACAGCGAUGAACUGAUCUAGUAACACCCAGUCGUGGACAGAUGUUGAACGCCCAAUCGUUUUCAGUUUUUCCUGAAGCAUCGAGACACCACACGCGGCCACGCCCGACCCAACCCAAUCAUGCAAUGCUCACGUAGGCCGGUACAGAUAUAUAUGGGCGCGAUCGAGAGGCAGCUCAAGUGUGUGAUCGUCUCCGGCGAGCCUAAAUACGGCGGCGUGGCGAGAUGGCGGGGCACGGGGAGCGGCUGACCGUGGUGCCGACGGUGACGACGCUGGCCGCGAUGAAGUUGCGGCUGGCCGGCGCCACCCGCGGCCACGCGCUGCUCAAGAAGAAGUCGGACGCACUCACGGUGCAGUUCCGCGCCAUCCUCAAGCGCAUCGUGUCAGCCAAGGAGGCCAUGGGCGACGCCAUGCGCGCGGCCUCGCUCUCCCUCGCCGAGGCGCUCUACGUCGCAGGCGCGCCGCUCCGCCACGUCGUGCAGCAGUCCGUCGCCGGCCCCGCCCGCAUCCGCGUGCGCGCGCACCACGACAACAUCGCCGGCGUCCGCCUCCCACGCUUCGAGCACUACCUGGCCGUCGGCGCCGGUGGUUCGUCAACGUCGCUCGCAGGGCUCGCCGGCGGCGGGCAGCAGGUGUCCGCCUGCCGCGCGGCGUACGCCCGCGUCGUGGAGGUGCUGGUGGAGCUGGCGUCGCUGCAGACGUCGUUCCUGACGCUGGACACGGCGAUCAAGGUGACCAACCGGCGCGUGAACGCGCUGGAGAGCGUGGUGAAGCCGCGGCUGGAGAACACCAUCGUCUACAUCAAGGCCGAGCUCGACGAGCUGGAGAGGGAGGAGUUCUUCCGCCUCAAGAAGAUGCAGAGCUACAAGCAGCGCGAGCUCGAGCGCCAGAUGGAGUCCGCCAGGCGCUACGCCGAGGAGAAGGUCGCUGGCAAGGUCGCGCUCAAACACGGCGUCUCCGUCGGCACCGCCACCAGCAUGCUGGACAACGGCGACAGGGACGAGGACAUCAUCUUCUGAUGCUCCAG
Molecule: messenger RNA, 1048 nt
Organism: Phragmites australis (common reed)
Lineage: Eukaryota; Viridiplantae; Streptophyta; Magnoliopsida; Poales; Poaceae
Product: V-type proton ATPase subunit D-like
Exons: 1
Coding region: 246-1040 (264 amino acids)
Cellular component (GO): proton-transporting V-type ATPase complex; vacuolar membrane
Molecular function (GO): proton-transporting ATPase activity, rotational mechanism
Source: RefSeq, a predicted model, not a curated record